This is a messenger RNA of Pseudomyrmex gracilis, 4349 nucleotides long. RefSeq names its product ran-binding protein 9 (gene RanBPM). Bases 184 to 1947 code for a protein of 587 amino acids. Gene Ontology annotation, biological process: cell surface receptor signaling pathway; cytoskeleton organization. Gene Ontology annotation, cellular component: cytoplasm. The transcript is spliced from 9 exons. Gene Ontology annotation, molecular function: protein binding. The record is from RefSeq and is a predicted model, not a curated record. NCBI's taxonomy places the organism in Eukaryota, Metazoa, Arthropoda, Insecta, Hymenoptera, Formicidae.
ACUCGUCUAUUCUUCGUUCAGUUUUUGUGCAACAUUGCGAGAGGUGAGUCGCUCGUGCGACGUGCGCGACGCAGUGGCAUUCGUAUCCAGAUUCGCACACAGAAACGCGAAGAGAGAAAGAGAGAGAAAGAGAGAGAGAGAGAGAGGGAGAGAGUGUGUGUGUGAGUGAGAGUGGGGCAGCAGAUGACAAUGAUGGCGGCGACCAGCGAUGAAGUGACUGCUAUGGAGAUACGUGAUACGUUGCUGGCGAGAACAAAUACGGGCCAAAGUCAGCCCGUGGAUCGGCUCAAGUUGCUGUAUCCGAUGGUGAACGAGGAAGAGACACCGUUGCCGCGUUCCUGGAGCACGAAGGACAAGUACAACUACAUAGGCCUGUCGCAAAACAAUCUUCGCGUUCACUACAAAGGUUACGGCAAAACACACAAAGACGCCGCCAGCGUUCGCACAACACAUUCAAUACCAGCUGCGUGUGGCCUGUAUUACUUCGAGGUAAAAAUUGUCAGCAAAGGACGUGAUGGCUACAUGGGUAUUGGACUCUCAGCGUCAGGUGUUAAUGUGAAUAGACUUCCUGGUUGGGAUAAGCAUUCUUAUGGUUAUCACGGUGAUGACGGUCAUAGUUUUUGCUCAAGUGGUACUGGACAACCUUAUGGACCGACUUUUACCACAGGCGACGUUAUUGGUUGCGGUGUAAAUCUUAUUGACAACACCGCCUUUUACACGAAAAACGGUCAUCAUCUAGGAAUUGCAUUCACGGACCUUCCUCCCAAUCUAUAUCCUACGGUCGGUCUGCAGACUCCGGGCGAAGUGGUAGAUGCAAAUUUUGGGCAAUUACCGUUUGUUUUUGACAUUGGAGACAUGAUCAACGAACUUCGCGUACGAACAAGAUUACAAAUCAUAAGUCACCCUACACCGGACUACGGUCCAGGACAGUGGCAGACAAUUCUUCACAAAAUGGUGUGCACAUAUCUCGUUCAUCAUGGAUAUCUCGAUACUGCUGAACUGUUCGCCAGCAACACGGGUCAAGUAUUCGAUGAAGAUUACACUUCUAUGAAGAAUCGACAGAGAAUUAUAAAGCUAAUACAAUCCGGCCGGAUAGGUGAGGCAAUAGAUGUGACUAGUCGAUUAUAUCCUGGACUUCUCGAGCGAGAUCCGAAUUUGCUGUUCGCGCUCAAGUGCCGUCAAUUUGUGGAAAUGGUGAACGGCAGCGACACAGAGGUCUGUCAGAACAACAGCAGUCCCAAUCAAACCAGUGUCAUACAAUCAACCAAAGCUUACACGAAGUCCGCAACUGGAACUGUAGAGGAGAUGAAUAUCAAUAAUACAAUGAAUGGUACUAGCGGUCCACAGUUCGUUAACGGACAAAUAGAAGAUGACGUAGACAUGGAAGACAGCAACGUCAAUGCUGUUAACGGUAUUAAAAACAAUACCGGAUACCCAAACGGUAAUCUGAGCGCAAAUGGAUACAAGUGUCAAAAUGGAGAGGAUGUAGAUAUGGAAAUCGACAACAGUGCCAAUCAAAGUCAGCAACAAAGUAGUAACACCACUGACAUUGUGACAAGUAAAAGUAAUAAAAAACAAAUGUGUGGUGGUAAUAAGCAAGGGAUCGAGAAGGUGUUGGAGUUUGGUAAACAAUUGUAUUCACAGUCGAUACACUUGAGACAGCAGUACGGAAAAAACGAAAGCAAUAAGAAGAUGUUGCAGGACGCCUUCAGCCUAUUGGCAUAUUCCAAUCCGUGGAAUUCGCCUGUCGGUUGGCAAUUAGAUCCUCAGCAAAGAGAAACAGUAUGUCAGAGGCUGAAUUCUGCCAUUCUUGGAUCUUGUAAUCUACGCCGUCGCCCUCCUUUGGAAAUUGCAGCAGCUCACGCGAGAGAGCUGGUUCAUCUGAUGUCUACUCAUGGUCUAGGGGCCUGCGGGUUUGCAGUAGUAGAUAAUAUUAUUCAAUAUUGACGGUGCCUACCUCUGCUGCCACGUCCGCCUCUUUUGCCAGCGCGAGUAUGGUAUGGAAACAACUCCAUACAAAGAAAAAUUAAGGCGCUUAGAGAACGAAUCUUUUAGGAUACGGAGGCGCAACGUGGAGCAGAUUGUUCUGUUAACGCAUCAACAUCGCGAUGUCGCGUGCCUCUUCACCUAGAGCAGCCGAAUUCGUCGGUGCCUUGGCUCGAUCUCACACCACAGAUACGAACAUACAAAGUGAACGCUCAGACCUGCCAACCAAAAUGACAUCUCAUGAGUUUUUAGCUUAAAUCAGGUGGAUUGUCACUUUGGAUUUACUACGACGCUGACCAAGAGCGAGAAAAGGCAGUUCACUGUACUGAUCCCCGUUCCCGGCGGUUAAUCGCGUACAAAUCGCGACCGACCUACAUUUUUGACUUGUUGUGACUAUAUUGUUUUCUGUAUCACUUAAUUUUUUUCUUCUCUUUUUACCCUUUUUUGGUUUUUAUAUCCGACGUCGACUUAUCUUCAUUUUUUGCGAACGUUCAACUCGGACAUUUUUUUGCGUUAUCAGGACGUACAAACGGCAGUUAUAACAGUGCCGUGAAUAUAUUAUGUAUUUAUAUAAUUGCGAUAACUCUUGUGCAUCGUUAACAUAAGCAAGUAUUGUGCAAUUCUACACGACAAUGUGAGAUUAUGUUAUUAAUGAUAAAUAAAAUAUAUAAAAUCAUAUUUGUGUUUUUGCUAUGUAAUGUUUUGUAAAAAUUUUUAUCGUACAAGAGGAGAUUGUACGAAAAGAAGAAACUUGUAUACUUAACGACGCACAAGAAUGACGCAUUAAUCAAGUGCAUUUAAAUCAAUUGCGAGUUGUAUCUAACAAUAAAUGUAAUUCAGCUAUAAAAAAAUCGAUCAAACAUAAUAUAAAAAAUUUUGUUGCGAGUAUUGUGGAGGAACUAAUAAGCAAUGUGUUGUGGCACAUUUAUAUUUCGUUCGCUUCGGAAAAAUUCAUCACAUGAGUCGGAUUUAUCUUCCACAUUCACAUAAAUUAACAAAUUAAAUUAUAUACACUUAAAGGUCCUGCUACUCGUAGCAACCGUUUCAUUUAUGACGUAGUCAGAAAUGAAAAAUGACAUGAUAAUUGAUUUUUGCAACAUAAUACUUUAUAUUUUAGUUUUUUCUUAAAAAUAUAAAUAUUUUUGUAAUCCUAAAACGUAAAAUAUGCAACACACUUUGAUAAUCUAUUCUAUUUGUCACGCAGAAGUUAAAGUAAUUCUUGAAAUAGAGAGGUGUUGUUGUUUCUCAUACAGUUGGCAAUUAAAAAUCCGUUGUCAUUUCUUAAAUUUCUCGAUUUUUGUAUUGUAUUUUCACUAUAAACUUCUGAAGAUCACGAUAAUAUUAACUUUUUGUAAGAAAAAACUAAAAUAUGAAGCUACGCGGCAACGAAUAGCCAAGCCUUAACGUUGAAAAUCUAUUGUCUCCUCUUUAUGUUUGUUGAGACAAAUUGGUACGAUAUCUCUUAAUUUUUCUAAUUCUUCUGGGAGCGGCGGAAGAGAGCAUGUUUAUUUUAGAGAUGGACGCGACGUCUUACGUUUAUAUAAAUAGUUGCGAAAAAAAAAACAAAAAUCUGUAAACUUAACUAAGGAACGAUCUUGUAAUUCUAUACUAAUUGUUUUUUAUAUGCGACAUAGUAUAUUAUUAUAUUAUAUAUUAUUAAAGAAAAAGAAACACAAAAUAAGAAAAUGCAGCUAGAGGCGUAAGCGUGCGUUUAAAUACAAUAAUUUACUCUAUAUAUAUAUAUACAAAUAAUUAUAUCGAUUAAAAUAGAAUUACUGGAAUUAUAUAAAUAAGUUUUAGUGUUAUUGUUUUUUGUGUACUAUAGAUAGAGCUAUAAUACGAGUAUGUGUGCGAGUACAGCAAUGAUUUGGCCAAAAAAUGGUUUAUAAGUCAUUUUGUUUCGUCGCGCAUGUGUUGUUAUCGCGAUUAAUACCGCCAGUAUAUCUUUGUGUAAAUUCAUCUACGAAUUAUUGUACAGGCUAUUGAAAUUUAUUUUGGAGAUAAUUGUCAUUGUUGUUCAAAGAUUUGUUAGGUUUUGUCGUUUGUGACCGGCGGCAAUUGACAACCUGCUCAUUUUUGUAUUGAAAAUCUAUUCAUCGACUCAAUCGACUACGUCUGGACAAGGGUUUAGCCGAAUCAUCGAAAUGUGCUCAGUAGAUUGUCGAUGUUCUUAAACACAGGACAUUUUGUUUUUGUUUGCGCCCUUCCAAUCGUUGGCUCCCGAAUGUCGUUUUGCCCCUUGCCUGCCUUCUAAGUCUUUCGAAAAAAUACUUUCAAAAUGCAUAUUUUAGGUAAUAAAGAUACAUUGUAAUAUAUACAGAUAUAUAUAUGUGCCUAUCUAAUAAAACUUUAUUUUCAUUCUC